Messenger RNA from Planococcus citri (citrus mealybug), 1560 nucleotides. RefSeq lists its product as uncharacterized. Lineage: Eukaryota; Metazoa; Arthropoda; Insecta; Hemiptera; Pseudococcidae. Gene Ontology annotation, biological process: proteolysis. The transcript is spliced from 9 exons. The coding region runs from base 59 to 1252 and encodes 397 amino acids. Gene Ontology annotation, molecular function: aspartic-type endopeptidase activity. The record is from RefSeq and is a predicted model, not a curated record.
AUAGUCAGUAUACAUUUGUGUCUCAAACUGUUUGACUGAGUGUAAAAAAUUAAUCGCGAUGAUGAAGUUACUCGUAACAUACUCUUCUUUACUGUGUAUAUUUUCGAUAGAGACGUACCACGCUAGACAGGUUUCUCCUCCGGAAAAUGGCAUCAGGAUCCCGCUAACAAGAAUUCCUCUAACGAAAGAAGAAAUUAACUCAACAUUCGAAUACAGAUCAAGCAAUGGAAUGAACAAAAUCACAAUUCCUCUCGACGGUUACAGCCAAUAUGAAUUUGGAUAUUAUGGAGAUAUUUCAAUUGGAACGCCACCUCUUAAGAUGAAAGUUCAGUUUGAUACAGGAUCGGCUUACCAAUGGGUCCGUUCACCUCUUUGUAUUAGUUCAUACUGCCCAACAGAAAAUCGUACUGUAUACGAUCACAGGAUCUCAACAACGUACCAACCAUAUGAAAAAAUGGAUAUAUCAUUUAUUAUCUUGUAUGGUUCAGGAGCAGCAGUACAUGGAUAUUGGGCUCGGGAUACAAUUUCGAUAGGAGGCGUCCAAGUGAAUAAUCAAAGAUUCCUCGAGCUGCAUUCCGGAUAUGGGCCAGUUCUGCAUAUGCCAUACGAUGGGAUCGUGGGAUUAAAUUACAAACCAAAAAUGGAUUCAAUCAACAUAGUAUCAAAAGUUUGUGAAAUAAAAGGAAUCAACGACACUACAUUCUCAUUCUAUUUCAACAAGAACAUGUUCGAUAAAAAUGGUGGCGAGUUGAUGUUAUGCGGUUCAGAUAGAUCCAAGUACCAAGGAGAACUGAAAUUCGUAAACGAAGUGGAGAGUUCCUUAGACCACUCCUGGACCAUACCUAUUGAGCAAGUUUCAAUAACGACUGAUUACGCCGACGGCUUCCUAUCCUUCGAAGUAAUCGCCACGAAUAUUGUUGCUAUAGUUGACACAGGAAGUUCGUUAAUUCAUGCGCCAAGGGGAUACUUUCUCGCAAUGGAACGAUCUUUAAAUUCAGUCCUCACAAUGAUAGGAUACUCGAAAGAAAAAGUACACCUAUUGCCAAACGUAACUUUCACGAUUGCUGGCGAAGAUUACGUACUUACAAGUCAAGACUAUCUAAUAGGAGACAGCCACGUAAUCGGUUUCAAUGACACUGGUACUCCAUAUUCACUAGAAUGGGUGUUAGGAAACGUUUUCCUGCGAAAAUUCUAUUCGGUUUUCGAUGUACAAAAUCACCGAGUAGGAUUCGCCAAAAGCAUAGGUACUUAAUUUUUGAACUCGUUUUUGAGAUAAUUCAGCUCAAUCGCUUCGUUGAAAAGUUUCUUCCAAAAGUAGCCUACAAUAUAUCUUGAAUCAUCUUUAUUUAUGUAUUUAGAUGGGUAAAUAGUAGUAAAGAAAAUAUGUAUUGUACAAAAUUUUGUAAUGAAUAAAUUUAGAGUGUAAGAACUAUAGCUUAAGGUAUUUUUAGACUUUGUAAUGUAAUAUAGGUUUAUGUAGGUACCUUUUUAUUAAGUAUUUAUCUGUAAUAUUUUGUACAUUGAUGUACCAUAUCCUUGUUUUGUCUCAUCACAAUAAAC